AUGGCUGCGUUGAUGAUGGUUAGAGAUAUAAAACCACGUAACGACGGGAACGAAGAACAUGAACAACAGGAUACUGGUCGGGUUAUUCGAGACAUUAAAAACGUGUAUCCUGAAGUUAUUGAUUUAUUUAGAGGAGUUAAUGAUUCAAUUUCAAAACAUUCUAUAACCCUCGAUGAAGAGAAUAAAUUAACAGAUUAUAUAUUCGUCAUUAUUGCAGAAUUAAUGAAGAGAAUAAAUGAAAAAGGAAUUGGUGAUAUCAUUAAUGUCAGCGAUGUAAUGAUGAAAAGAAAUUUUGACUCAUUAUUUACAAAACCAAAAACAGAAUAUAGUCUUUAUGACGUAAUUACCGAAUUAAUGAAAAAGAUUAAUGAUAAUAAGAGUUCUGGCGGGAGAGUUGAAUUAGAAGUGAAUGAUGUUAAUGAGAAAUUAGCCGAAAAAGCAGACAAAAAUGAGCUUUUAGCUCUGGGUGAUAAAGUCAAGAACCACGUUCAUUAUAUAACUUCAGACGAACAGAUUAUAACGAACUACCAUGGAUAUUUAACACGAUGUGAUGAAGCGAAGACAAAAAAUGUUAAUGAAAGAAGAUAUAAAUACAUUCGUGCUAAAGGUUAUGACAUAAGCUGUAUUGUACAGUAUGAUGUAGCUAAAGCACCAGAAGCAUUUGGUUAUACCGGUGAAAUUUAUGCCUCUACUUUCAAUGUUAACGGUGUAUUAGUUGAACCAAGAUUUAUGUUAAGAGUUAAGUCAAAAAUAAUUUUUGAAGAUGCUAUUAAAAAUAAAGCGGACAAAAAUGAACUUGACGCAAUGAACAAAGUUUUGAAAUCUCAUAAACACAACAUCUCCGAUAUAAAUGAACUUCAAGCUACAUUAGACAGUAAAGCCGACAAGAACCAUACACAUAAAUCCUUCACUACUGUUAGAGCAGACGACAUAAUAUUGAACUAUACCCUUGGUUCAAGUGCACCUUUAGAGAAUCCAAGUACAAGCGUAAAAGAUACACUAAACAAUUUAGAUAACAGUUGCAGGAAUAUUGAAGGUCAUGCCAGAAACUUUGAAGCACAUGAACUACCAGCAAUGUUAGAUAAGAAAGCCGACAAAACUUAUGUAGAUGAAAAUUAUGCAAAGAAGUCGGAAGUAAAUGCUGCGCUUAAUGGAAAAGCCGAUAAAGAGCACGUGCAUGAAGAAUUUCAAACAAUCAAGAUUAAAGAAAUUAAGGCAUGCAUCGAAAUAGUAACAAAAACAGGAAGAGACGGUGCAACUGUACAAGAACAAAGAAUUUAUCCUCCUACUUUUCCUAAUGGUUUAAUAACAAACAAUAUAAAUAUUGUAGAAGGCAAUAAAACUAUAAACGUUAAACAUGAACUUCUAACAAUGAAGGCCCAGAUUCUUGAAACCAUAUAUCCUAUAGGCUCUAUUUAUACGUCAAUGAACUCAACAAAUCCGGCAAGUGUUUUAGGUUUUGGUACGUGGGAACAGAUUGUAGAUAAAUUCCUCUAUUGUGCGAACUCUUCAAAGCAAACAGGUGGUUCGAAGAAAAUUAAAGAAGCAAACUUACCCCCGCACACUCAUACAGGAACUACAAACUUUUCUGGCGACCAUAGCCACUCAUUAAGAGACCACCCAUUAUACAACUCAGAAUAUGAAGCUGGCUAUGAUAUUUUAUCUCCAGAUUAUAACCAUUCAGCAAAAAAGACUUUUCGACCAACUGAACCAGGAGGAAAUCAUGUCCAUACUUUCACAACAAAUCCAACAGGCUUGGGUAAAGAUUAUAUGCCACCAUUUGUGACUAUAUUCGCAUGGUACCGCGUUCAAUGA
Molecule: messenger RNA, 1815 nt
Organism: Trichomonas vaginalis G3
Lineage: Eukaryota; Parabasalia; Trichomonadida; Trichomonadidae
Product: phage tail repeat-like family
Exons: 1
Coding region: 1-1815 (604 amino acids)
Source: RefSeq, a predicted model, not a curated record